GGAGGGGCGUUCCAGGGCGCGCCCCCGCCACCUCUGCCGCGCCUGGGUGGACGCUGACUUGGCGUCCAGCCCGGCCGGACCCCCGGGGCAGGUCACCUGCUCCCUGGCAGAGCUGUGGGCGUGCGGGCAGCCCGGAUGCGCAGCGCCCGGGUACCACCCCGCAGCCGCCGGCUCGUCCCUCCUCUGCCCGGCCACCCUUGGGGACCUCCGCAAUGCUCCGGGAGGACCCGGCCCGGCGCGUUGCACCGCCCCCACCUCGGGGCGCCCCGGCGGCGACGGGGGCGCGCUGGACGGCGGGGAGGGCGCGCCGUGAGAGCCCCGGGCAGCCCCCCGGGAGCCCCGCCCGCCCGCGCAGCCCCGCCUGCAGUGCUCUCGGCCACAUCUCCGCCCCCCCACCCCCCUGCUGACUCACUGCGCGGUGCCCAGCUCCCGGGGACCCGCAGAGGGGUGGCCGCCUGCAGGACGCGCCAGCCGCUGCCCGCCCCCGGCCCCCGGCCCCCGCGGCUCCAGCCCAGAGGCAGCGUGAGGCUCUGAGGAUCCGGAAUGACCGCUGGGGAGUCUUUCUAGCCUCUCGGCCAGUGUGUUUUUGGUCCAAAUGGCAGCUUGACCCACAGAUGGAAGCCCGGGCGCUGUGGGGUGGCCUGGGCCUGCUCCGCCUGGCGUGGUGUCUCCUUCCGCAGACGGGCUACGUGCACCCAGAUGAGUUCUUCCAGAACCCCGAGGUCAUGGCAGAGGACAUCCUGGGCGUGGAGGCGGCCCGGCCCUGGGAGUUCCAGCCCAACAACUCCUGCCGCACGGCCGUCUUCCCGCUGCUCACCUCGGGCUCCGCCUUCUGGCUGCUCCGGCUCUGGGAAGAGUGGGGGCCGGGCCCGGGCCCCCUGAGCGGCUACGCGCUGCUGGUGGCGCCCCGCCUCCUCCUCGCGGCCCUCUCCUUCGCCCUGGACGUGGCCGUGUACCUCCUGGCCCCGCGGUGGGGUGCGGAGCGCUGGACCGCCCUGGUCCUGCUGGCCGGCUCCUACGUCACCCUGGUCUUCUACACCAGGACCUUCUCCAACGCCGUCGAGGGGCUGCUGUUCGCGUGGCUGCUGGUGCUGGUGUCCCCCCGGGCGGGCCGCAGCCUCGGGGCCCGGCCGCCGGCGGCCGCGACACCCUGGUGGCGCAGCUGGCUUCUUGGGGGCAUCGUGGCUGCUGGCUUCUUCAACCGGCCCACCUUUCUGGCCUUCGCUCUGGCCCCUCUCUUCCUCUGGGGCGUCGGGGGAGCCCCCAACCCGGGCUUCAGGUCGCUGAGCCAGGACGUCCUGGCGCUGCUCCCGGGGGCAGCCCUCACGGCGGCGCUGUUUGUGGCCGUGGACAGCUGGUACUUCUCCAGCCCCUCCCGAGCCAGCGCCCUGGUCCUUACACCCGCCAACUUCUUGCGCUACAACCUGGACCCCCAGAACCUGGCCCAGCAUGGCACGCACGUGCGGCUCACGCACCUGGCGGCCAACGGCUUCCUGCUCUUCGGGGGGCUGCACGCCCAGGCCCUGCGGGCGGCCUGGCAGCAGCUGCAAGUCGGCCUCCAGGCCUUUGCCCAGCAGGGCUUCCCGAAGGGGCUGUGCGCCGGCCCCAGGACGCCCCUCCUGCUGCUCUACUUCGCGCCCCUGGCCGUGCUGUCGGCCUUCAGCCACCAGGAGGCGCGCUUCCUCAUUCCCCUGCUGGUCCCCCUGGUUCUGCUGUGCAGUGCACACCCGGAACCUGUGCCCUCCAAGGGCACCCUGGUCCUCUUCAAUGUCCUGGGUGCCCUCUUCUUCGGCUGCCUGCACCAGGGCGGCCUGGUGGGGGGCCUGGAGUACCUGAGGCGGGUGGUGCACGCUCCCCGGCCCCCCGGUGCUCCCACCCGCUACACGCUCCUCUUCAGCCACACCUACAUGCCGCCCCGCUACCUCCUGCGCCUCCCGCGCCCAGGCUCGCCCGUGGAGGUAGUGGACGUGGGUGGGGCUGAGGUCCAUGCCCUGUGCCACCUUCUGAAGGACCUGGCCAGACAGCCAGACUGCCAGGGGGCUGGCGGGCCGUGGCUCUGUCGCCUCUUUGUGGUGACCCCCGGCACCACCAGGCCCGCCGUGGAGAAGUGUGGCUUCCCCCUGGCGAGUGAGACCCUCGUGUUUCCCCACCUGAGCCUGGAGGACCCCCCGGUCCUGACCUCCCUGCUGAGCGGGGCCUGGCGGGAGCAGCUGAGCCUUCACAUCCUGGAGCUGGGGCAGGAGCCUGGCCACAGGGCCACCACGUAGCCGCGCUGGGGGACGCCCCUUCACGGCGUGGGACCUGCUCUUCCUUGCCUUCUUGUUACCCUUUCUAGUCUUUGGGUCGGGGGCCAUGCCCAGGGGUGCUCAGGGGCUACUUCUGGCUGCUCAGUGCUCAGGGAUCACUCCUGGCAGUGCUCAGGAGAGCAUGAAAUGCUGGGGAUCGAACCCGCAUGUGAAGCACAAGCUCCAGCCCUUGGAACAAUCUUCCUGGGCCUCUCUUCCUUCCCCUCUGCUCUCCUGGGCAUCCCUGUGGCCACUCUCUGUUCUGGGGGAGCUGGUGCCUUCUAUUUCCCUCCCAGCCCCCACACGCCCUCCCUGGAAGACCAAAGAUCUGACAAAUUACCCAAGACCCCCCAAGAAUUUGGUGUAACUAGUGACACCUACUGUCUGUCCCUGGCCCAUUCCUUCGGGCCACUGUGAGGUGUGAAGUACGAACAGAAGCGCCCCCUGCUGGCGCCACUCGGGAACGACCUCUGCCCGCGUCCACCCUCUGGCUUCCUAACCAUGGCAGGGAGCAGACAGCUCCGUGCCACACACUUGCUCUGCCACCGGCGGGCUGUGCGAUCUGAGGAAAGCCAGACUCAAGUUUCCCUCUGUGACAUAAGCCGGCGAGGCAUCUGCUGGCUGCCAGCGUCACGCUGAGGUCCUUGGCAGCUGGGCUUGGAGUGGGUGCGAUGUACCCCCGGGUGCACUUUGGGGCCUGUGCAGUGUGAGUCAUCAGUGUGGUCACCAACAAGUCAUUCUGGAACCUUCCUUGGAAUCCUCUCCAACUGCUCUCCCUAGGAGAGGUAGCGGAACCCUUCUGCACCUCAUUUUUGCACUUUUUAAUACUUUGACUCUUAGUCCUCCCAGAUGCCUCAUUCCCCGGUCUGUCGCGGUGGGAGUGGAAGCACAGUGUGCUGUGUUUGGUGGCACUGGAGAUAACCUGGUACCCGCCGAUCCUCUCUUCUUCCCCAGGCCCGGAGGAAAGGGGGCAGAGGGGGAGCACAGCGGGCACAGGACGCUUGCUUACCUUGCAUGCGUGUGACUCGGAUUUGAGUCCCGGCACCACAUAUACUCCCAAGAGCUCUGCCAGAAGUGAUCCCUGAGCACACAGCCAGGAGUAAGGCCCGAGGGCUGCUGGGCGGGCCCCCAAGCCAAAGCAGACCCUCCGUGUGCCCUGGAUCUUCUUCCCUGCGUGGAACUGCUCUUCGACAGCAGGCAGGGGCCCCUGCAGGCUGCUCCUGUCCUAGCAUGUUGCCCUGCAUGCCCGAGGGCGCCCAGCCCAGUCCAUCCCAGCGGACAUGGGAGCUGCGACACUGUCCCCACCUUCUGCCCAUCUCGGACGAGAACCAGAGGCAGGAAAGACCCGGGCGCUGGGGCUCAGGCGGGGAGAGGAGGCCAGAGAUGUCCAAACGGGGAAAUGCAUCCCGGGCUUCUGUGACAGCCCUGGGCUCGGGCGCCCCACAUCCAGCCCCUAGAAGGGGUCAGCAGUAUGCUGGGAAACUCUGGGAAGCCCCGAUCGGAACGGCUGGCUGAUUUCUGCGGUGUACGGAUUCCCACGCUGGCCAGGUUCAAGUGACUGAAUUCUGGGCCGCGAGCAGAGACCAAGGACCUGCCCUUGUGAGCCAGUGUGAGGGGAUGGAGCCCACCACUGGACAUGCCUCUCAAUUAAAGGCUCGAACCCACGGGA
Messenger RNA from Sorex araneus (European shrew), 3954 nucleotides. RefSeq names its product phosphatidylinositol glycan anchor biosynthesis class Z (gene PIGZ). Gene Ontology annotation, cellular component: endoplasmic reticulum membrane. NCBI's taxonomy places the organism in Eukaryota, Metazoa, Chordata, Mammalia, Eulipotyphla, Soricidae. The coding region runs from base 615 to 2267 and encodes 550 amino acids. The record is from RefSeq and is a predicted model, not a curated record. Gene Ontology annotation, biological process: GPI anchor biosynthetic process. The transcript is spliced from 3 exons. Gene Ontology annotation, molecular function: alpha-1,2-mannosyltransferase activity.